AUAGCUGGUUUAUUCACACUAUGUUCUAGCUUCAUAUUUACAUCAACAGUAUUAAAAAUUCUUCGUAUCAACGUAGCGGACUUCAAAGAUGCCUUAUUCUUUUUCUUACUCCUAAUUGAUUUAUCGAAAGCAGCUAUGUUAGCUCAAUUCGCAUUAAAUGCGUCUGAUCAAAACGAGGUCAAAAAUAACAUCGCGAAAGGAAUGGCGCUUUUGGGACCCACCAUUACUUUGGAUACGAUUGUUGAAACGUUAGUCAUCGGGGUAGGCACUCUAUCCGGUGUCUAUCGUUUAGAGAUGUUGUCGUACUUCGCCUGUUUGUCAGUUUUAGUCAACUACAUGGUUUUUAUGACAUUUUAUCCAGCGUGCCUAUCUUUAACUUUAGAGCUCUCUCGUUGCACGGGGAUGUACACUAACAAGAACAGUUUGAUCAAAGCAUUCCGAGAAGAAGACCACAAAUCAAAUCCUGUAGUACAGCGAGUGAAACUAAUAAUGUCCGCAGGGCUAAUGUUAGUACAUGCACACAGUCGUUGGCCAUUCAAAGAAGAGGACACUGAUGAUAUUGGCUCAUUGGUUGUUGAACAGCAUAUCACUCUCAACCGUACGGAAGAAAACGCUUUACAUGGAUAUAUUAUGAAAUGGAUUACCUUAAGUGCUGAUCACAUAGUGAUUCUAAUCUUGUUACUGGCAUUGGUGGUAAAAUUUAUCUUCUUUGAUCAUAAGGAAGACUUCACAGAGAAAAUAAAAGCGUCCAUGUCAGAAAAUUUAGAAACAGACACUAACACUAGUGAGUUCCUCAAGCUGAAUCAACAGCUACAAAGCAAAUAUUUAUCUCAAACUCCUAUAUUCAGGACAUCCGACACAUUCUUUUUAGGUAGAAGUGAUAGUGAUGAAAAAUCGGAUUCAUCUAGUGAUGCAGAUGUUGAAGAUAAAUCUGUCCAGACAAUCUACUGUCAGACUGAAUCAGGUCAGCUACUAGAGGAUGACAUUAAUGAUAUUAAAUUAUGUAGAAGCCUAGAAGAUUGCUUAUCCAUAUACAAUGAUUCUGACUUGGGUGCGGGAACACUAACUGAUGCAGAAGUUAUACUCCUUGUAGAAAAUAAACAUAUUGCAGGAUAUCAAAUUGAAAAGGCUGUAGAUAAUCCUGAGAGAGGAGUAAGGAUUAGAAGGAAAAUUCUGGCUAAAGAUGCUAACCUUAAGAAUCCAUUAUUUGAUUUACCUUUCAAGAAUUAUGAUUACAGCAAGGUUAUGGGUGCCUGCUGUGAGAACGUUAUAGGUUACAUGCCAAUUCCUGUAGGGUAUGCAGGACCUUUACUGUUGGAUGGUCAAGAAUUAUAUGUUCCGAUGGCUACUACUGAAGGGUGUCUAGUGGCGAGUACCAACAGAGGAUGCAGAGCUUUAAAGCAAUGUGGAGUCACUUCAAGAAUCGUUGGAGAUGGAAUGACUAGAGGCCCUGUUGUCCGAUUUCCAUCACUAACUAAGGCCAGUGCUGCUAUGAAAUGGAUCGAGAAACCAGAAAACUUUGCCCUCAUGAAGGAACAAUUUGAUUCCAGCAGUAGAUUUGCUAGAUUGGUGAAGAUCUUGAUUAGAAUCGCAGGAAGAUAUCUUUUUAUACGAUUUGUAGCAAAAACAGGAGAUGCUAUGGGUAUGAACAUGCUUUCCAAAGGUACUGAAAUUUCUCUUAAAUAUGUGCAAAAUGAAUUUCCCGACAUGGAGAUUUUGAGUCUCAGUGGAAACUUUUGCACUGAUAAGAAACCUGCUGCUGUCAACUGGAUUGAAGGUAGAGGUAAAUCAGUUGUAUGUGAAGCGGUGGUUCCAGCUAAAAUAGUAACCACAGUAUUAAAAACAACAGUUAGUGGCUUAGUAGAUGUCAACUAUUCCAAAAAUAUGGUCGGCUCCGCUAUAGCAGGAAGUAUUGGAGGUUUUAAUGCCCACGCAGCUAAUAUUGUGACAGCUGUAUUUAUAGCAACAGGUCAAGACCCAGCACAAAACGUAAGUAGCAGCAACUGUAUGACCUUGAUGGAACCAUGGGGUUCAAAUGGGGAGGAUCUCUACAUAUCGUGCACGAUGCCUUCUAUUGAGAUAGGAACCGUUGGAGGAGGUACAGUCCUCCCACCUCAAGCAGCUUGUCUUGAAAUGUUGGGCGUAAAAGGAGCAAAUUCAGAAAGUCCUGGAGAAAAUGCCAACCAACUGGCGAGAAUAGUUUGCGGUCUAGUACUGGCUGGAGAACUUUCCCUGAUGGCAGCCUUGGCUGCUGGUCAUCUCGUCAGAAGUCAUCUAAGACACAACAGAUCAACUACACUACUACCUGAAAAUUCAACCUUCCAGUCUACGCAUGUGAAAAGUAAAGAUUUUCUACUACCUCCAUGCAAAGAUUCCUUUUAA
Messenger RNA from Diabrotica balteata, 2382 nucleotides. The record is from the annotation of a GenBank genome assembly. Lineage: Eukaryota; Metazoa; Arthropoda; Insecta; Coleoptera; Chrysomelidae.